Ascochyta rabiei is the source of this 1053-nucleotide messenger RNA. RefSeq lists its product as uncharacterized. The transcript has 4 exons. NCBI's taxonomy places the organism in Eukaryota, Fungi, Ascomycota, Dothideomycetes, Pleosporales, Didymellaceae. Gene Ontology annotation, biological process: signal transduction; cell division; positive regulation of protein phosphorylation. The coding region runs from base 1 to 1053 and encodes 350 amino acids. The record is from RefSeq and is a predicted model, not a curated record. Gene Ontology annotation, cellular component: cytoplasm; nucleus. Gene Ontology annotation, molecular function: protein kinase activator activity.
AUGGCGUCGUUCUUCUCCAGCGUACGCCAAGGGCUAGCUGGCCGAUCCAAUAAGGGCAACCAGCAGCAACAGCAGCAACAACAGCAACAACCGGGCAAAAGUGGCACACCUCCGCCGACUGGCCAGUACUCGCAAUUACCUACAUCGCAGCAGGCUCCUCAACCUCCUAUGCCUAACUCUCCAGCAAUGUCGGCUUCCAUGUCAUUUGAUGCCGGAGCGGAAAGUCCCGCCCAGUCUGGCAAUCGCAGACCGCCUUUCUUCUUCCGGGAAGAGUACUCCAACCUGAUUGUCAAGGGUAACUUUAUGACCUUGGCUGCUAAGCCCAAGCUUGUUGAAGAAGGUGAAUGGCUCGCACAUCAAGUCGUCGAACAAUAUCGACUGCUCGAACAGAUGAUUGAAGUCAUCAAAGUCAUCGACGACCGAACAGGCAAGCCUAUCUGCAAUCCAGAUGUCUGCCCAACCAUGUCAGCCAGCGGACACACCUAUACCUGGCUAGACAACAACAAGAAGCCUAUCAAGAUUCCUGCCAUACAAUACAUCAACCUUGUCCAAAAAUGGAUUGUCGGCAAAAUCAACGACUCGAGCAUCUUCCCUACAGACACCUCGACAAUCACCGCCCCAACCUACGCCUCCGGCUCCGCUACCCCGGGAAACUCAACACCUCAAGCCCUCCCCCCAUCCUCUCUCAACGCACCUCUUUCUCAGCUCGCCGGUCGCGAAUGGCUGGGCAAAUCCUCCGGCUUCCCCGAAAACUUUGAGUCGGACAUCAAGAGCAUCUACCGCCAGAUGAUGCGGUGCUACGCACACAUCUACCACGGACACUGGCUAGAGCCGUUCUGGAAUGUGAGCGCGUACAAGGAGCUCAACACAUGUUUCAUCCACUUCAUCAACGUCGGCCGUCUAUUCGGACUCAUUGGUGACAAGGAGAUUGAGCCCAUGCAACCGCUUGUCGACUUGUGGACAGAGAAGGGGCUUUUGACUGCAACUGUCAAGACGGAACAGGCACCGCCGAGGAGCUCAGGAGGUCCAAGUGCCAUUUCCGCUGCUGCGUAG